AUGGCUUCUAGCAAGAGAGUCCUCGUCAUUGGUGGAAGCGGCCGCACUGGCAAGCUCGUAAUCGAGGAGCUCCUUCAACGUGGCCAUGCAGUCACCGCAUUGGUCCGAAACCCAGAAGCCAUGCACAACGAGAUUAGCGCAGGACUCAUGACCACAACCGGCACGCCUUUGGAAAUAGACGACGUCCGGAAAGCUUUCACACAGAGCAGACCUGAGGUUAUCAUCGUUACUCUCAGCGCACCAAGAGCCAGCGAUAGCCCCUUCGCAGCCGUCACCUCGCCUCCACGACUGAUGGCUGAUUCCAACGCAAAUGUCGUCGCAGUAAUGAAGGAGUUCAAGACACCCAAGAUCGUCAUCAUGCAAGCGUUCGGCGUGGGUGAGUCCUGGGCUAACAUGCACUGCACGCUGCAGGUGCUCAUGAAGAGAAGCAAUAUGAUUUACCAGUAUGAUGAUCACAAUCUGGUUGCGACCGAAACAAAAGCCAGCGGUGAAACCUACGUCUUUGUACGCCCGUCUAGAUUGGUAGAGGGCGAGGCGAAGCACAUCACAGAGCACCCUGACCAUGGGAAGAGUGUGUCGUUAUUCUCCACUGUUUCUCGGGGAAGCGUUGCGAGGUUCCUUGUGGAUGCAGCCGAGAAGGACAAGUGGGACAACACUGCGCCAGUCAUUACGAACUGA
Boeremia exigua is the source of this 678-nucleotide messenger RNA. RefSeq lists its product as uncharacterized. NCBI's taxonomy places the organism in Eukaryota, Fungi, Ascomycota, Dothideomycetes, Pleosporales, Didymellaceae. The record is from RefSeq and is a predicted model, not a curated record. The coding region runs from base 1 to 678 and encodes 225 amino acids. The transcript has a single exon.